Messenger RNA from Penicillium longicatenatum, 1167 nucleotides. Its product is annotated as Saf4/Yju2 family protein. Gene Ontology annotation, cellular component: post-mRNA release spliceosomal complex; U2-type spliceosomal complex. The transcript has 3 exons. NCBI's taxonomy places the organism in Eukaryota, Fungi, Ascomycota, Eurotiomycetes, Eurotiales, Aspergillaceae. The record is from RefSeq and is a predicted model, not a curated record. The coding region runs from base 1 to 1167 and encodes 388 amino acids. Gene Ontology annotation, biological process: mRNA splicing, via spliceosome.
AUGCAGGGCUUCAAUAUGGGACGAUAUGUCCCACCGGACCAAGAAGGCCUCACCUCUGCCAACAAGCUUGCCGGCAAACAUCCCCUCGGCGCACGCGCGCGCCACCUCAGCACAACUGGUGCACUAAUAGUGCGCUUCGAAGUCCCCUUUGCAAUCUGGUGCACCACAUGCAAGCCGCAUGAGACAAUAAUAGGACAAGGAGUGCGCUUCAACGCCGAGAAGAAGAAAAUCGGCAAUUAUUACUCCACGCCGAUCUACAGCUUUCGCAUGAAACACAUUCCAUGCGGUGGAUGGAUUGAAAUCCGUACGGAUCCGCAGAACACAGCAUACGUCGUUCACGAAGGUGCGCGGAAACGAGAUACCGGCGAGGACAAACCAUUGGAACCUGGGGAGAUCGCCAUUCGGGGUCCCGGCCUAGGCCAGGAUCCGGCGGAAAAAGACCCGUUUGCGAAGAUUGAAGGUAAAAUCGAGGACAAGCGGAAGGCGGAUACGGAGGCGAGUCGGAUUCGGGAGUUGCAGGAGAGGCAAGAUCGGGACUGGGAUGAUCCCUAUGAGCAGUCGAAAAGGCUGAGGCGCACUUUUCGCGAGGAGAGGAAGGGUUUGGAAAAGCUUGAAACAAACCGUGAGGAUCUGAAAAAUAAAAUGAGUCUUGGUAUUGAUCUCGCCGAUGAAACUGAAGAAGAUCGACAACGAGCUGGGAUGGUGGACUUUGGUCAUGAUCAGUCUGCUGCUGGGAUUGAAGCAGCCCGAGCAAACCGCAGACGUCCUAUGUUUGAGCAAUUGAUUUCGAAGAAUACGGCUGAAUCUGAAAGACGUGAACGCGAAAAGAAUAAGGGCAGUGCUCGCCGGACCAAGGCCGCUGAGCUUGCUCGACGCAAAGCUUCUUUGCACCAAGAGCUUGCAGGGAAUACACGUGCCGCUAUCGAUCCGUUCUUAAAAGAUGCCAGUGAUGAUCCAAAAUCUUGGAAAUCAGCUCCGAGGCGAAAAUCGAAGCCUGCUUCGUUGCGUUCUGCUCACCGUGGCGAGACUGAGACCAGUGACACGACCGACACUUCGAACAAAAACACACCGAUAUCCAUGCCGGAAACCCUUCCAGAAUCCCCUGGCAAGAGGUUGCCAACUGGACCCCCGCGAGCAUUGGUAGACUAUGGGUCUGAUUCGGACUAG